AUUUUUUUGUUCAUAGUAAAACAGCUCAUGCACGAUCUUAACCGAUAUAUCUUUUAACUGUUUAGAUUCGUCUGGGAAAGGGAGAUGUCUUGGAUAUAGAAAGCACUACGUUGUUAUCUUAUGAAGAUUCGGACCCACUGAAGAUUGAAUACGUCGGAAUCAGAACCUAUGAGGUGUCAGGAGAUUGGACCAUUCAUCACAAGAUUUUACUACCAGAGGAUCUUACUUUUUUCGAGACAGGGGCCGGUGAGUCGGUUCAUUACUUCCCUCUGGCACAUCAUGUGAAUUCACUAUUAACUGACUCAAAACCAGAGGGCGUCUCACGGUUUGAAUUCGCUGUUACAUCACAAUCUGCUGUGACCCUUUCAAUUUCUGCUGAUCGAGGUGAUCAACCAGAUCGAUAUGUAAUACGUAUUGGAAUCGACGGCAAUAGGAAAGUAAGCCUUUAUCGGUGUGAGGCAACCAACUGCACCCUUCUUGAAACAGCCCUGGAAUCUGGUGUGUUGAACCUGAUAGGACCUACAUCGUUUUUCUUGGAGCUCAGUACGAUUGCGGAUAGAGCCCUCUUCAUCAGGUUAGGCAAGGUCGGUGGUAUCGACUGGGUGGAUAGGAAGCUCUUGCUCUACACCAUCCCGCGUCCGUUGCGAGUGGCCUUUGUGGGAUUCAGCACGCCAAACUCCGUUGGUUCUUGGGCCAUCAACGAAUUCAUCCUAUAUGAUACCGCGACAUCCAAAUUUGUUACCCGACCAUCCCAGGACUACGUCUACCAACUCGGUCCAUUCCCGGCCGCACAGGAAGCACGAAUCGAUUUCUCCAUCCAGUCUGCUUGCCCUGCCGAGAUGGUCUUUAAAGCUAAAACUACGUCUGUCUCAGACAACUACACACUUGCGAUCGGUACUGACAACAACCAGAUGACGACCGUCACCAAAUGCGUCUCUUCAGAGUGCACUCAACUCCACGUCAUCCAGACACCCGAUAUUCUCAGCACCAUCUUUCCCGCCUAUUUCUACAUGGAUAUCGUCUCCACGGAUGGGAUAUUGUCGGCAAGACUAGGUAAGGCAAGUCUUGCUGGGAGGCUUCGAUCAGAUGGAUCCACUCUCCUGGUGUUUGAGGACUCGGAACCGAUCCAUGUGACUUUCGCUGGUUUCAGGACAACACAGUGUCCUGGGGUCUGGACGUCGUCAAAACAAGUGAUCUCCAAACCUGGAGCCACUACAACCGAAGCAGUGAAAGAACCCAACUCUCAAAUUCCACAGGAGAAUCUCUUGGAGAAUGAACUCGCCCAACCUACUGCAGCAGUGGCAGCGCCCUCCCCGCUCAAAGAGGAACCAAGUGACAAGGUGACGUUCACAACUUUGGGUGCCGCAAAUGAGUCACCUCGAUAUGAAGUCGGUCCAUUUGACUCUUCCCGCCCAGCAAGGUUUGAGUUCGUGGUCACGGCACCCUCUGACGCUGUUGUAGCUUUGUCACCGACGGUGGGCUCUGAUUAUCCAAGCUAUAAACUACACAUCGGAGCGACCGAGAACAAGGAGACCCAUGUUAUGCGAUGCACAGCCCCAUAUUUCUGUCCAGCACAGCUUACCGUUCAGACGGACGCAAUCGUGGCAACCACCGAGCCCGUCAAGUUCUUUGUAGAGCUCGUAAGAUGUGGCAGAACCAAGAAGCUUAUGAUACGCCUCGGACAGAUCUCAGGAGCAGCCGGUGCCGAUUCAGUGAUCUUAGACUACGAAGACGCUGAUCCUCUGGAGAUAGGUUGGGCUGGCUUUGGAACGCUUCAAGGUUUGACGGGACAAUGGACAGUUUAUCGAUUCAUCUUCUACUCAGGAACUACAUUGAUAUCCUUGUUCAAGACUGGCCAAAGUUCAAGUAACCUGCGGUAUCCUCAAAGUUAUACAGUAUCACGUGACCAGUCUGAGAUGAAGUUCUCGUUCAGUGUAGCUGCGGAACAGAACGCCCUCAUUGCCCUCUCUGAUCAAGCAUCUACCUUUGAUUCAACGGACGUCUUACAGAUCCGUUUGGGGAUCAACAACAACCAGAAGUCAACCAUCUCUCGAAACAAUGUAGAGAUUGUAGCCGCUGAAGCUGGUCAGAUAUCAACUUAUUGGGAUACUACGUUCUGGGUCUCUGUCGACGGCAAUAUAAUAGAAGUCGGAACUGAAGAUAGCGACGAAUUUAUGGUUGCCAUUUUAGACGAGCCGAUUGGUGCGAAGUACAUCUGGUUUGUGGCAGGUGAAGAAGAAAGAGUAGUAUAUGACUGGAAGUUCUAUAAAUAUUUCUACUACAGUUCAGCGACCGGUCAUCUGGAAUCGACUCACGACAUCGAUGUCUUUCACGCUCAUAUUUAUGAACAGUCGUCACUGGAAGAAACGUUUGAGUACAGUUUCCAUCCUCUCCAUGAAAACUACUUUGGCAAGUACAUCGAGUUCAUGGUCAAGACAGAGGGCGCUAUUUCGAUUGCCUUAUCAGCUGAUGAAAACCAACAAGUCGAUAUGUACGAAGUCGUAUUUAGCGGUAACGGGAAUACGGACUUGUCGCUACGUCGAUGCAGCUCGUGUCAAGCUCUUGUUAGCUCACACAAAGUUGGUGGAUUUUUAGUUUCAGGGGAAGACAGGAGCUUCUUGAUAUCCGUAUAUGACGGUACUAUCCGGCUGUAUGAUGAGCAGGUAACCGAUCCGCUGCUGGAAUGGACUGAUCCCGAACCUCUAUCCGUUAGCUUUGCAGGAUUCAGUAUGACAAGUUCAUCGCACUUCACAUACACUUCAGUGCCAACAGCGGGCUCUUACACUGAUGAAGCUCCCUCCCCUUAUUUCUACGCUGUACAAAUAGUCACUAAUAAGCCAUGGAAGGUCAUAUUGUCUAUGUUGGGCAGACAAAGAGGGGAAGUGUACGAAAUCGUAUAUGGAGCGGGAGCAAAUACAAGAAGUGAGAUCCGAAGGGGUAAUGUACUCGUUGCAUCUGCUGAAAAUGCUGGAUUAGUAUCCACUAAGGAACCGAACUACUACUGGUUUGCAAUCGAAGACGAUGUCAUUCGAACCGGCUCGUUUGAUCCGGUUUCUUCUCAACGCUGUGCACCAUUCCUUGGUUACACAGAUCCGGACUUCAUACAGGUUCCCCUUUUCCGGAUUUCCACUGGAGAUGCAGGGGCGGUAUUCAAUUUCGGUUUUGGGAGCGGACAGUCACCGGGGUUAGAGACCAGUGAUCACGUUUGCCAGCCGUAUGCCGAGGCUAUAAACAGCUAUCAAGAAGAUGGGAUCAACGAAGGAGAUGGAGACAAAAGUAGUGAUGAGAAGAGUGUUAGUCACGAAAGUAGAAGUAUAGAGAAAAGGAGCAGCGAAGAGAAUGGAGUUAGUGAAGAGAAAAGGAGCAGUGAAGAGAAAGGAGUCAGUGAAGAGAAAAGGAGCAGUGAAGAGAAAGGAGACAGUGAAGAGAAAAUGAGUCAUGAAGUGAAAAGGAGCAGCGAAGAGAAAGGAGUCAGUGAAGAGAAAAGCAGCAGCAAAGAGAAUGGAGUUGGUGAAGAGAAAGGAGUCAGUGAAGAGAAAGGAGUUGGUGAAGAGAAAAGGAGCAGCGAAGAGAAAGGAGUCAGUAAAGAGAAAAGAAGUAGUGAAGAGAAAAGGAGCAGCGAAGAGAAAGGGAGUCAUGAAGAGAAAGACGGACAGAAAAAGAAAGGAAAGGGUGAUAUGAAAGGAGGCAGUGACGAGAAAAGUAGUAGUGAAGAGAAAAGGAGCAGUGAAGAGAAAGGAGUCAGUGAAGAGAAAAGGAGCAGCGAAGAGAAAGGAGUCAGUGAAGAGAAGGAGAGUCAUGAAGAGAAAGAUGGAAAGAAAAAGAAAGGAAAGGGGAUAAAGAAAGGAGGCAGUGACGAGAAAGAGAGCAGCGAAGAGAAAAACGAAAAGAAAAAGAAACGUAAAGGAAACAAGAAAGGAAGAAGUGUAGAAAACGAUAAGUAGAAAGAAGAGACAAGGGCCCAGUUCAUUAAUGUAUUCAAAUGCAUUUCACGUCUGAUAACGUCUCGAUGGAUCGAUACCAUCGUAUAUGUAAAAAUGUUGUUGCUACGGUUUGGAACGCAUAGCCUGGGAAUGCCUUCAGUAAGCUGUUUGGUCAUCAGUAUAAAAAUUUGGGUUGAAAGCGUUUAAAUAAAAUUUGAAGUCAUUAUUAGACUGGUCUGGUGCAUCGGCUAUCUAUCUCUCUGCAUGUUUAAUUUCAAAAGCUGAGCUAAUAAGCUGUUUAGAAUUAAGUAUUAAGCUGUCUGUUAAUCAUACAAUUUAAAAGCAUGUUACAUAAUGGUUUACUCUCAUAGAUAUUUGUAUAUACAAAUAUCUAUAACAGCUCUGUGUAAAGAUUAAGGCCAACCAGCUAUAACUGGUCUGAUGAUAUUUAUAAGCUAUAUUGCCACCGUGGCACUUUGCUGUUGUAAGAUAAAGAUGAACUAUGGUCAGUUACGGUGCACAGACCGGGGAACGUUUCACAAAGACUAAGAUCAACUUUAAGAUGGACUUAACUAUGGCAGA
This is a messenger RNA of Strongylocentrotus purpuratus (purple sea urchin), 4505 nucleotides long. RefSeq lists its product as uncharacterized. The transcript is spliced from 16 exons. The record is from RefSeq and is a predicted model, not a curated record. The coding region runs from base 840 to 3944 and encodes 1034 amino acids. Lineage: Eukaryota; Metazoa; Echinodermata; Echinoidea; Camarodonta; Strongylocentrotidae.